AUGGUAAAAGAGGCAUUCAUUGAAGCAGCUGACUCGUUGUUCCGAGACUUUAAAAACAAACCAGAAAUACUAUCUUCAAUCAAAGCUCUCCAACUAUCACGAAGUACGGUUAUACGGCGCAGUGAAGCCAUGGUCGAGGAUUUGACCCAACAACUCUGGAAAGACAUCGCGAACUGCGAGUGUUUCUCACUGCAGUUGGACGAGUCUACAGAUGUGAGUGACACGGCCCAGCUGUGCAUUUUUAUUCGGAUGGUGUUUACCGAUAUGACUACAAAAGAGGAGCUGUUAACAGUACUGCCCCUGAAAGAACAUACGCGAGGAGAGGACAUAUUUCAGUCUUCCAAAAACUUUAUCGAGAAAACUCAGCUCCCAGUGUGCAAAUUGGUGUCCAUAACCACGGGCGGAGCACCCACGAUGGUUGGCCGGCCAAAUGGAUUUAUUGCCAAGUACAGGGAGUACGAUGCUUUCCCGGACUUCCUCAAUUACCACUGUAUAAUACACCAACGAGCGUUAUGCGCAAAAAUGCUCAACAUGAAAGAGAUAAUGGAUGUGGCAACGAAGAUCGCUUGUUCUAUUCGUGCCAGAUCUCUUCAAAGACGGGUAUUCCGUGCGCAUCUGGAGCAGGUUGACUGUCACCAAUUUGAGUUGUUGCUACACACUGACGUGAGAUGGCUUAGUCGAGGAAAAUUCCUGCAAUGA
This is a messenger RNA of Octopus sinensis (East Asian common octopus), 699 nucleotides long. Its product is annotated as zinc finger BED domain-containing protein 5-like. The record is from RefSeq and is a predicted model, not a curated record. Lineage: Eukaryota; Metazoa; Mollusca; Cephalopoda; Octopoda; Octopodidae. The coding region runs from base 1 to 699 and encodes 232 amino acids. The transcript has a single exon.